Hypomesus transpacificus is the source of this 2754-nucleotide messenger RNA. It is a transcript of the gene nrxn2a, whose product is annotated as neurexin 2a. Lineage: Eukaryota; Metazoa; Chordata; Actinopteri; Osmeriformes; Osmeridae. The record is from RefSeq and is a predicted model, not a curated record.
AUCAGGAUAGACUGUAACCUCAGUCGAGGACCAGAGAUGCUGCUCGCCGGCCAGAAGCUCAACGACAACGAGUGGCACUCGGUGAAGGUGGUCCGGCGCGGCAAGAACCUGCAGCUCUCCGUCGACAACGUGACCGUGGAAGGCCUCUUGACCGGGGCUCACACGCGCCUGGAGUUCAACCACAUCGAGACGGGCAUCAUGACGGAACGCCACUUCAUCACCGCCGCGCCCUCCAACUUCAUAGGCCACCUGCAGGCCCUCUCCUUCAACGGCGUGCCCUACCUGGACCAGUGCAAGAACGGCGACAUCUCCUCCUGCGAGCUCAACGCCCGCUUCGGCAUGCGGCGCAUCGUCGCCGACCCCGUGUCCUUCGUGACGCGGGCCGGCUACAUGACCCUGGCCACCUUGCAGGCCUACGCCUCCAUGCACCUCUUCUUUCAGUUCAAGACGGCCAGCCCGGACGGCCUCCUCCUCUUCAACGCGGGAGACGGCAGCGACUUCAUCGUGGUGGAGCUGGUCAAAGGCUACGUCCAUUACGUGUUUGACCUGGGCAACGGGCCGUCGCUGAUGAAGGGCAACUCCGACAAGCCUCUCAACGACAACCAGUGGCACAACGUGGUGGUCUCCCGGGACGACAGCAAUGUGCACAUCCUCAAGAUCGACUCGCGCACCGUGACACAGCACUCUAGCGGAGCCCGUCACCUUGACCUUAAAGGGAACCUGCACAUCGGUGGCGUGCCAAAGAGCAUGUACGGCAGCCUGCCCAAGCUGAUCGCGUCGCGGGACGGCUACCAGGGCUGCCUGGCCCUGGUGGACCUGAACGGGAGACUUCCGGACCUGAUGGCGGACGCUUACCAGACGUCUGGCCCCGUGGAGCGAGGAUGCGGAGGUGUCAGCAGCACCUGUAUGGAGGACUCCUGUCACCACCAGGGGGUGUGUCUGCAGAUGUGGGAGGGCUUCACCUGCGACUGCAGCAUGACCACCUACGGGGGCCAGUUCUGCUCAGACCCUGGGACCACGUACAUAUUUGGGAAAGGAGGGGCCCUCAUCACGUACACCUGGGCGCCCAACGACCGCCCCAGCACCAGGGCUGACCGGCUCGCCGUGGGGUUCAGCACCCAGCAGAAGGACGCCAUUUUGGUUCGCGUGGAGAGCACCCACGGACUGGGAGACUACCUGCAGCUGCACAUAGACCAGGGAAAGAUCGGCGUGAUCUUCAACGUGGGCACGGACGACAUCACGAUCGACGAGCCCGCCGUCGCCGUCAACGACGGCAAGUACCACGUUGUGCGCUUCACGCGCAGCGGCGGCAACGCCACCCUCCACGUGGACAGCCAGCCUGUCAUCGAGCGCUACCCGCCAGGGAACUUUGAUAAUGAGCGCCUGGCUAUUGCUAGACAAAGAAUCCCAUACAGACUUGGUCGUGUAGUUGACGAAUGGCUACUCGAUAAAGGAAGACAGCUGACCAUAUUCAACAGCCAGGCGGCCAUCAAGGUGGGCGGUCAGGACAAGGGCCGGCCUUUCCAGGGCCAGAUCUCCGGCCUGUACUACGACGGGCUGCAGGUGCUGAAGCUGGCCGCCGAGGGGGACCCCAGCGUCCAGGCGGAGGGGAACCUGCGCCUGGUGGGCGACUCCCUCUCGGUCCUGACCGCGGAGACCACCUCCACCACGCCCCUGGCCGCCUCCGACAUGUCCACCACCAUCAUGGAGACCACCACCACCCUGGCCACCACCACCACUCGCAGGCAGCGCUCGCCCAGCCUCCGGGAGAGCAUCUCCCAGUCCCAGAAUUCCGAUGACCUUUUGGUGGCAUCUGCAGAGUGUCCCAGUGAUGACGAGGACCUGGAGGAGUGUGAACCCGGGACAGGAGGUGAAUUAGUGUUGCCCAUAAUAACAGUGGAUUCCCUAGAGCCCCCCUCCAUCGCCACCCGUUACCCUGCCAUCCCUCCUCCCACCCUCCUGUCCCCUCUUGAGACCACCAAAGAGUCCCUGCUUCUCUCCAACCCCCACCCCCCCUGCCCUCCGGACCAGGAGGACUGUGGCGACCCCGUGGAGGUCUCAGCCUUCGGUUCGGGGGAGAUGACGGAAUCCGACGACGAGGACUUUUACAAAAAUUCCCCCAUGGUCACUGACAGGACACUCCUUCCCCCCCCCCCCCGCGCGGGAGAGGGCGGGGCCCACAAACCCCACAAGCCCCGCCCCCUCCCGCCUGCUGCUCCCACGACCAAUCCCGACCAGCUCCACAUCCCCGCGGGCAAAAUGAACACCCGCGACCAGGUGCUUCUGCCCCCCGCCCCUCCGUCCUCGCGGAACACCCCGGGACUAACCUACCCACCCAAUUUCCCCCAUGUGCCCACAGCCGAGCCUACAGCCCCUGGGGAGAAGGGUCACCACCCUGGGGCUGUGGAGGUGAUCCGAGAGUCAAGCAGCACCACGGGCAUGGUGGUCGGCAUUGUAGCGGCGGCCGCCCUCUGCAUCCUCAUCCUGCUCUACGCCAUGUACAAGUACCGCAACCGCGACGAGGCCUCCUACCAGGCCGACCAGGGGCACAACUUCAUCAACAACCCCGCCGCCGAGGGCAACGGGGCCGUCGUCAAGGACAAGACGCCGUCGUCGGGCGCCCCGACGGCCGCCGUGGCGAAGAGUGGCACCAAGGGAAAGAAGAACAAAGACAAGGAGUACUACGUCUAGGAGAGCGAAGGAGGGAGGGAGAGAAAGAGAGAGAGAGAGAGACCUUGAAGAGAACACGAACGG